AUGGAAAACCUUGUACGUGUGGUAGAAGAUAAUCAAGAUGUUGGAUAUGGUGGCUAUCCUGGACAAUUGUUAAAAAGUCACUCCGAACAGCGUAUUGCUAUUGUUGUAGUCAUAAUGGGACACAAAGGUAUUGGUAAAUACCAGAAAGCUAUGCUCAGUAUAUCGUGCUAUGCAAAAGUACAAGGCUACGAUUUCCGCGUUCUCAACACGAGCCAUUAUACAGACAGAUGCCAGCAAAAGAAUGGCACUGCAUGGGCUCGUGAUAACUGGAUAACAAAUAGUCUAUGGAGUUUAAAAAGAGAUUUUAUGAUACAUGGCUGGAAAGAAAAUCAGCUGAGGACGUAUCACUCUAUACCUGUGCCGAUUGCUUCAAAAUCUACGGCCGCUUGGUAUAACCCACUAGGAGGAUCCAUCAAUAUGUCCUUAUGUACACCAGGGAACACGUCAUGGCUUUACGAUAGAAAUUUAUUGAUCGCUAAGAAUGAUAUAGAUCGUCGAUUACAAUAUAUUGCCAAGGAUGCGGAAAAGCGUAAAGCGGCAGUGCUCCGUACAUUGCAAAGUUUGAGAAAUGCAAGUGACAAAUAG
Molecule: messenger RNA, 585 nt
Organism: Cylicocyclus nassatus
Lineage: Eukaryota; Metazoa; Nematoda; Chromadorea; Rhabditida; Strongylidae
Source: the annotation of a GenBank genome assembly